This is a messenger RNA of Rhipicephalus microplus (southern cattle tick), 2616 nucleotides long. RefSeq names its product dermonecrotic toxin StSicTox-betaIB1i. Gene Ontology annotation, biological process: lipid metabolic process. Lineage: Eukaryota; Metazoa; Arthropoda; Arachnida; Ixodida; Ixodidae. Gene Ontology annotation, molecular function: phosphoric diester hydrolase activity. The record is from RefSeq and is a predicted model, not a curated record.
AGAUGAGGAAGAGCGUUGUGGCGGGGGGAGGAGGGGGGACCUGCGGCCACGGAGGAGGCGGUGGCCUUGGCCGGCCCGUCUGGAGCGCCAGAAAGAGCAUCGCCACCGGCCAACAACACGGAGCCUACUAUCUCUCGCUCGGGGCAAGGGACCUGCCGCGGCGGUCCGCGUCGAAUCAGCCGCAGCAUCGUGUGCCAGCGUUGCCCAUCACUCCUUUUGUCACCAGCAGGCAGUAGUGGCCAAUCUUUAACCCCUCCACCGGAACUUAGCGGUGAGACACGACACAGCGUGGCUUCGUUUUAGUGCUUCGAGUGCUUCCUGGCUGCCUUGGCCGCUGCCUUGGCUACUGCCUGCCGCUGGUCACUGGCGGGUCACGACCACCGCCCACUCGCCCCGAAGGCGUGAAGAAACGGCCAUCGAAUAGCUAUGGUUCGGGCCAGCAGGAGCCAGAUCGUCGCAGCUGCGUUGCUGUGCUUCGUUGCAAAGAUGUCCGUGGCAGGACCCACAUCAUCCAACCGGUUGGAAGAGUUAGAACGGCCGUUCUUCAACAUCGCCCACAUGGUGAACUCCAUCAAAGAGGUGGACCAGUACCUGCGGCUUGGUGCCAACGCUAUCGAGGCCGACGUCACCUUCCAGGGAGACGGCACGGCCAAACAAACGUUCCACGGGAGUCCCUGCGACUGCUUCCGCAACUGUUACAUGCGUGAAAACAUCGUCGACUACCUUGAGUACAUACGCAAAGUGACUGGCCCGCCGGAUGCAAAGUACAAGAACCGGGUGGCGCUGCUCUUCCUGGAUCUGAAGGUGUCCGACCUGCCUGCACCUAGCAAGCUUAAGGCCGGAAAGGAUAUCUCCAAGAAGCUCCUCGAACAUCUGUGGUAUAACGUCGACCCAAACAACACUGUGAAUGUGCUGCUGUCAAUAGGGCACGUCAGUGACAAGGAUGUAUUCAAGGGCGUCGUGGAGACGUUGAUGAAGAAUGGUGAUCCAAUCAUUGCUGAGCGAGUAGGCUUUGACGUGGGCCUUAAUGAUCCGCUGGAAGACAUAUCCAAAAUGUACAGUGAGCUGGGCAUCGACCACAACCGAUGGCAGGGCGACGGUGUUUCCAACUGCAUCAGCCUCUUCCGACCGACCAACCGUCUCAAGCAAGCCCUGCGCUAUCGGGACUCCCGCAGUGAUCGCAGCUACGCUGACAAGGUGUACCACUGGACCAUCGACCUCAGCUCUGCCAUUCGCAAUUCCAUACGACUCGGAGUGGACGGUAUCAUAACCAACUACCCGGAAAGAGUGUCUACCGUCCUCAUGGAGGCUCCCUUCAAGCGGGCCGUCAAGCUGGCCAGUCCGCAAGACACGCCCUGGAAGAAGGCUAGCAUUGAACUUCUCAUGCCCGGCGGCGGCGGAAGUCCCAUCUCCACCGUCCUGGGCAACGUGUCCGAGGUGCUGCAGCAGUUCUGGGCUUACGUGGUCACGCGAUUUUCGGGACACAUUUUCCGCCGGCGCAGCUCACGAGACUACGACGCCGCCGAGGCGGACCCUCCCAUGAGCCCACGGGAACUGCAGGAGCAGCGGUACUACAGGUGGCUUCACAAAAAGCUGGUCGCCUGAAUUGUGCAAACGACUGCAGACGAAAUGGCGCGAACGGUACAAGUUAAGUCACCCGGUAGGCAGCUAUACAGUGGAGAGCCCAGCCGUUAUCGACAGUUGUCCAGGUCUGCCCAACAGUCUCGUAGCUUUCAGCAAGCUAUCUAAAGCCUCCCCGUGACAAACGGCAAUCACCAGUCACGUUCAGGUCAGAAGCACCGCUAUUGAAAAGCGCUUGUUUAUUUAUUUCUUUCCUGAAAUGUAGCCCACCGUGAACGCAGCGUGCCAUUGUGACUUGAAUCUACGGAAAGCCUUUAAUGUAUUGUACGUACAGUUGCUUCAAUAUCUGAGUAGUCUUUCGAAAACCAUUAAGGACGUAGUCGAAACCAGAAGUCCGCGAAUGUUUUGUGAUUCGUAAUAACAGGCAGGAAUCCAUACAUCCGUCGGUUAACUAGAUUGCCGUCUUAGAGUUUUUGGUUUAAGCACUUAUUUUGCGUAACAGCAGCUCAUUGCAUCAUUCCGAACGUGCCACAAAUUACACCCAUUGUGUGUUCAUACAUCCAAUUGUUUUGAACACAAUCAUUUGAAGAGUAAACAGUCCAUUCGCAUUUUUAUCUCUGCUGCCUACACCUGGUGUGAGGAAAAGCCGUAAUAAUGGAGGUAUGUGGACGUUUCUACACCCCGAGAGCCCAGUCGAGUGAAUGCUGCCCGGUGAGCACUGUUCGUUGAGAUGUAGCGCUGAUGUAUAAGAGCGAAACCGAUGUACCUCAAGUACAGCAGUUCUCAUAAUUGUUGGGGUAGAUACCUCUACGUCUCCGCAUCGCACUGGUACUAAUCAAUAGAUGCUCUGGAUAAUAUAAAGUUAAGAAUUUGUUUACACACAAGUAGUCAUUCUGUAUUUGGUAGCCUUAUAUAUCUAGUUCUUUACUCGAAGAUGAUGCUUUUUCAUUUGUUUCACAUUUUGCACUUCAUAGAAUAGCUUUGAGGCGUAGUUAUGAACGGAGGCACGAUGAAGGAUCGAAGGCCACGGAAAAG